GUGAGGAGUGAGUGCGACCCGGGUGGUGGUCUUGGUGGCUACCGUGGGCGGGUGAAUCCCAGACUUGGCCGGGAGGACAGAAAACCCUGCCCUCAUCAUGGACCCCGAAUGCGCCCGCCUGCUUCCUGCUCUCUGUGCUGUUCUGGCCGAUCCCAGCCAGGCAGUGGCAGAUGACACCUGUUUGGAGAAGCUGCUGGACUGGUUUAAAACAGUGACUGAGGCUGGGUCCAGCCUACUGUUGCUGCAGGAGAACCCCUGCCUGGUGGAUCUGCUGACCCAUGUGCUGGACCUGAAGCCACAGAACGUGAGCCCCAGGGUCCUCUCCUUUUCCCUGUGCCUGGCUGGAACAUUUGCAGCCCAGGAAGACUGCUUCGAGUACCUCCAGCAGGGACAGUUGUUGCUGGGGCUCUUUGGGGAGGCAGGACCCCUCAGCUGGGCUGCCUGGAGUGUCCCCAUCGUACGCAGUGGCUGGAUCCGGGGCCUAAGAUCCCUGGCACAGCACCCCAGUGCCCUGCACUUCCUGGGGGACAGUGGUGCGGUUGAUGCCCUCUUCUCCCUGCAGGGAGACUCAAGCCUGUUUGUGGCCUCUGCUGCCAGUCAGCUCCUGGUGCACAUCCUGGCUUUGUCCAUGCAAGGCAAGGCUGCAGGAUCCUCCAGCCUGCAAGGCAGUGCCUGGCCCGCAUGUGCCCAGAAGAUUGUGGACCAUGUAGAAGCGUGCUUGUGUUCCACAGCUGCCCCACAAGUCACUCAGGCCCUGAACGUCCUCACCACCACCUUUGGGCGCUGCCACAACCCCUGGACAGAGGUCCUCUGGGGGCAGCUGGGUCCCCUGGUAGCCCAUCUGCUGGAGAAUGAACCCAUCCCAGCUGCACACUCGCUGGUGGACCUCCUCCUCAGUGUGGCCCGGUCAGGUCCUCGGGACAUGGCGGUGGGGGGCUCAAGUUCUCCUGUGUUUGCUUCUGCAGACUGUGGCCUAUGGGAGACUACGGCCCGGAUGCUGAGCUGCCUCAGCCCCUCACAAGCUGGGCCUCUGGCCUUAGGGACUCUGAAACUUCAGAACUGUCCACAGGCACUGAGAUCCCAGGCCUUCGGGGUCCUCCUCCAGCCCCUAGUCUGCAUCCUGAGAGCCACUGCUCAGGCCCCUGGACCCCCAGGCGUGCUGGAUGAGACCACUGAAGGCAGCUCCAUGACAGUGGACACACUCCUGUCCUCCAAGUCGGCCUGUGUGGGGCUCUUGUGCCAGACCCUGGCCCACCUGGAGGAGCUGCAACCACUGCCUCAGCGCCCCUUGCACUGGCCCCAGACACUUCUCGUGGAAGCCGCGGUUAUCAUCCUGAAGCUCUGUGAAGGCUCAGUGGCCCCCAGCUCCAGUGAAGGGGGCCGCCUCUGUGGGGCCCUGGCAGGCUGUGUUCGGGUCCAGCGAGCAGCCCUUGACUUCCUAGGGACACUGUCUCAGGGAGCAACCUCCCAGGAGCUGAUGCUGCAGGUGUUUGCUGUCCUCUUGGAGACCCUCGAGAGCCCUGCCUCUAGCCCAACGGUUCUGAAGAAGGCCUUCCAGGCCACACUGAGGUGGCUCCUGGAUUCUUCCUUGCCUCCCAGUUCUUUGGACCUUGGCCUACCUGCCCCCCUGUUCCUCAAAGAGCUAUUCCCUGUGCUGCAGAAGCGCCUGUGCAGCCCCUGCUGGGAGGUGAGGGACUCGGCGCUGGAGUUCCUUACACACCUGACUGCCUGCUGGGGAGGAGAGGCUGACUUCAGGGAGGUGCUCCUUGCUUCUGAGGUACCCAAGCUCACCUGGCAGCUUCUCCGAGACCCUGAGAGUUAUGUUCGUGCAAGUGCAGUGACAGCCAUGGGGCGGCUCUCCAGCCAGGGCCUGCAGGCUGCAUCCGAAAGCUCUGGGCAUCUGGAAGUCCAGCAGGGCCUGGUUGGGGAGCUCCUGCAUAUCCUCUCUGUGGAUUCAGAGGGCUUCCCGCGAAGGGCAGUUGCUCGAGUCUUCACUGAAUGGCUGAGGGACAGCCAUGCAGAUGUGGCCCGGGACACAGAGUGGUUUGUAGCUACUGUGCUCCCGAUGGUGAGCCGGGACCUGGACUGGGAAGUCCGGGCACAGGGGCUAGAGCUGGUGCAGGUGUUCCUGGCCCAGACACUGGGGCAGUCCAGCCCUCACUGUCCCUAUGUGGUAACCCUGCCCAAGGCCUCCCCACCCAGCCCACUUCCUGAGGUGCUUCGAACCCUCUGCCAACUGCAGGUCUUUGACUUUGCCUUUCGUGCUUUGUUUGACUGUGAUCGACCUGUGGCCCAAAAGGCUUGUGACCUCCUCCUCUUUCUGAAGGACAAGACUGCUCCCUGCAGUGGCCUGCAGGAGCCUGGGGAGAGCUCUGAUGUGACGUCUGUGGAGGCUACCCUACAGAGGUGGCAGGCAGGCGAGCAGGGCCAGCCCCUGAGCACUCUGGAGCCCAAGGAGGUGCUGGCCGCCUUAAGGUCCAUGGACCUGGAGGGCCUCCAGAGCAGGCUGGCUGAGAGCAGCGACCACGUGGAAAAGAGCCCCCAGUCGCUCCUACAAGACGUGCUGGCCACGGUGGCUGUGCUGGAGGAGAAUGUGGCUGACUGCUACUGAGGCCACACACCUUUGGGCUCAGCCAGGACUGGCUGCAUAAGGGACCCCCUCCCUCAACAGAUGAGAAAACCCUACAUCUUGACGAAUUAUUAAAA
Molecule: messenger RNA, 2706 nt
Organism: Octodon degus (degu)
Lineage: Eukaryota; Metazoa; Chordata; Mammalia; Rodentia; Octodontidae
Gene: Brat1
Product: BRCA1 associated ATM activator 1
Exons: 14
Coding region: 98-2611 (837 amino acids)
Biological process (GO): DNA damage response; positive regulation of protein phosphorylation; cell population proliferation
Cellular component (GO): nucleus
Molecular function (GO): protein binding
Source: RefSeq, a predicted model, not a curated record